Messenger RNA from Xyrauchen texanus (razorback sucker), 1870 nucleotides. RefSeq names its product ubiquitin-conjugating enzyme E2D 3 (gene ube2d3). Gene Ontology annotation, molecular function: ubiquitin conjugating enzyme activity. Gene Ontology annotation, biological process: protein polyubiquitination; ubiquitin-dependent protein catabolic process. The transcript has 8 exons. The record is from RefSeq and is a predicted model, not a curated record. Bases 519 to 965 code for a protein of 148 amino acids. Gene Ontology annotation, cellular component: nucleus. NCBI's taxonomy places the organism in Eukaryota, Metazoa, Chordata, Actinopteri, Cypriniformes, Catostomidae.
AUGGAACUGUCACAGUAGGCUACAUUGUCAACAAGCCUUUCAUUUUCUAAGAAUUUUUUUACAACUCGUAGGUGAUCAUCUGUUUUUGAUUAUACUUCCUGUUGACUAUUUUUUAUUUUAAGUCGCCAUCCAGCGCGCACGGUGUCGCUCGGGUCAAUAUCUCGAUUUAAUUCGCCAUUUAAUCAAAACGAUUGGAAGAAGCUGCUGGAAGUGGCUAACGAACAACAAGCUCACGGACAUCUUGUCAGCUCUGAUCGAACUGAAAGCGAAGUGUACACACAUCAGCGUUUAUAGUCAGCGACAGGGAUCAGGGUCCGUCUUCACUCGCACAUCAUUUACGAACUACAUUUAUAUUUUUACACCUUGAAUAUUAGCUGUGUUUUGACAUUCUGACAUUUUAUGGUUAGUUUUUAGCUAGGUAGCUGGCUAGCUCUCAGGUUAGCUCACACAUUGAGAGAGAGAGAGAGAGGGAGAAAUAAGGCGCUAGUUAUUCAAGAGCCAUUGAACCCUUUGGGAAGAUGGCGCUUAAACGAAUCCAAAAGGAAUUGACUGAUUUGGCACGUGAUCCUCCGGCACAAUGUUCUGCAGGUCCAGUGGGGGAUGAUGUGUUCCAUUGGCAGGCAACAAUCAUGGGCCCUAAUGAAAGUCCAUAUCAGGGUGGUGUUUUUUUCCUAACCAUACACUUCCCAACAGAUUACCCCUUUAAACCACCAAAGGUUGCAUUUACUACAAGAAUUUACCAUCCCAACAUUAACAGUAAUGGCAGCAUCUGUCUGGAUAUCCUCCGGUCUCAGUGGUCACCUGCACUUACUAUUUCUAAAGUUCUCCUGUCCAUCUGCUCACUGUUAUGUGACCCCAAUCCAGACGACCCUCUUGUGCCAGAGAUUGCUCGAAUUUAUAAAACAGACACAGAGAAGUAUAAUAAAAUGGCCAAGGAAUGGACAGAGAAAUAUGCCAUGCUGUAGGUGAAGGGAAACGCUGCAUUGUGAACAUUAGAGAUAUAACAGAAUAGCGCGGGAAUGGACUCAGAAAUAUGCCAUGUGAUGUUGGCUGGACACAUUUACAAACUGUUCUCUCAUGUUUUGGACACUGUUGCAAGACCAUAUUUUCCCAUUUGUCUCUUAUGGAGGUACAACCCCAGUUUUCUGCUCAAACAGGAAUGCAGGCCUGCUCUUGGCCUUUCCAGACAUCAUGGACUCCAUCGGUCCAGUGGAAACUCCACUUUCAGCUCUGCCUCUUUGAUCGCUCUACCAAUAGACUCAUCUCACUCCACAACACAUGCCAAACCUGUUUGACCACAGUGUCUUUUCUCAGAGUCACUCAGAGAGAGAAUGUCUUUAGGCCAUUCUGCUUUUUUGUGGCCUUACUCCUGGAGUGCAUGCAAUCACAGGAGAUCAGGCCAGAUGUUGUACAUCAGUGGGAGUUUGAGACCGAUUCCUAUAUUCUGUUUGUAAAGAUUUGCAACAUUCAGAUCAGCUCUCGGCCCACCGUUCACAGCUGUUGCACUGAAAUACAUCACACUCGAUUGGCUUCAAUAUCUAUUUAAAAUCCUGCUACUUUUCCCCCUCAAUAAAGAUGCAAAACUUAUUAUACUUUGGUUCUGUUUUUCUAUUUCUGUUCAAUUAAUAGAUUGCUAUACAUUUAUUUCUGUAUUAUUUAUAUGGAUACAUUAGAUUGGGUUAUUCACAUCUCUAUUAUGAACAUGGAAAAUUCAUGUUUUUUUUCACUGGCUGGCUAAUGUAUGUGGACUGAAAUGCCAUUCCCAUUUGGAGUAACUGGUCUAGUACUACAAACGGCAUUAAAGGCAACCCCACAGAGUGCUAUGCAUUUGAUAUUAUUAGGUAUGUAUAUGGUAGGUAUUUGAUUUUCA